CCACAAAUUUCAAUAAAAACCUUAUUUGGUGCAUUUAACUCAGCGGCAUUUCCGAUAUUGGAAGCACUUGCUGGAUUGGUUGGAAAGAAAACGAUGCUUGAAGCCUUGCGUUGGCAGCAAGCCGGUUUGGUGCGAUUGUUAGAGCCCGAAACUAACCCCAGAAAUGCGAGAAGAGCCGGAUAUCAACAAUUCCAAACUGUGGAUCGAUUGCCUACUGAAGAAAGUAAACAUAUUGAUUGUUCUGUACAGCCACCAUCACUUCGACCAACUGAAUCGUCGCCGGCCGAGUUGUCCUUCUUUGAGGUGACACCCAUGCGAGCCUCCCAUAAUGCCCACCAACUUCUCCCGAAUGUCAACUUCUGUUCAUGCAGAGACUUCCAGAACCAAGUGAUCAAACGGAAAAAGCGUAUCACCUGCUCCCAUGUUCUUGCUGUAUGGCUUUCCAGGUGCCUACAUUCCUAUACCCAUGUGGCUUGCUUAUGUGUUUUUAUUAUGUUUUUAUUGUUCACUGUGUUUUCAGAAGAAUGA
Molecule: messenger RNA, 528 nt
Organism: Haemonchus placei
Lineage: Eukaryota; Metazoa; Nematoda; Chromadorea; Rhabditida; Trichostrongylidae
Source: the annotation of a GenBank genome assembly